UCUUCCAACAGAUUUAUCUACCCCUGUUUUAUCUGUUAAUAGCCCACAGAUGAAACUGGCCCUUCUAAAUGUUAGAUCACUAAAUAACAAAACAUUUCUAGUUAAUGAUCUGGUCAAAGAAAACAACUUAGACUGCAUCUGUCUAACAGAAACCUGGCUAAACAAUGACACGGCAACAGCAACUUUGAUAGAAGCGUGUCCGCCCGAUUACAGCUUUCACCAAGUUUCUAGGAAAUCAAAAAAAGGUGGAGGAGUCGCAGCUAUUUUCUCCUCUAAACUGUUGUUCAAAAUCACUGAGCUAGGUGAAUUCACAUCAUAUGAAUAUCUUGCUAUAGAGCUCAAAACCGAAUCAAUACUUUUUGUUAUUAUAUAUCGGCCACCCAAGCACUCGCCAAUAUUCAUACAAGAAUUCUCUGAACUAUUAUCACUAUGUGUCACUAGAUAUGACAAAGUAGUUUUAAACAGAGAUUUAAAUAUCCAAGUAAAUAAAAAAGCAGACCCAAGAACUAUUGAGCUCUUAAAUCUCCUCGACAGUUUCAAUCUAAUUCAACACAUAACAGACCCAACACACCGGCACGGAAACACACUAGAUCUAGUGAUAACAACUGGACUAAAUAUCAAUAAUAUUUCAAUAACUGAUCUACCCCUCUCAGACCAUCAUUAUAUACUUUUUAAUGUGGAAAUUAUCCUAACAAAAACCAAAAAAGAAUUCUUAGUCCAUAGAAGAUAUUUAGACGAUACAGCUAUCUUCUGGUUGGCCCACCGCGAGCACCUCCAGCACAAGCAGCAGCCCCAGUCCAAGAUCCAGUGCCAGCUGCGGUUCCAGCGCAGCAACCUCAACAGCCAGCAGACCAGGACUUAUUGGGUGAUGUCCCAGCAAUCGUCCAGGGGGUGCUUCUUCAACCAGAUGUACAACAGCAAAUUCUACAUCUUCAAGCCCUCCAACAGAAACUGCAAUGGCAAUACGAACGGCAGCCGCUAG
Molecule: messenger RNA, 982 nt
Organism: Osmerus eperlanus (European smelt)
Lineage: Eukaryota; Metazoa; Chordata; Actinopteri; Osmeriformes; Osmeridae
Exons: 2
Coding region: 50-982 (310 amino acids)
Molecular function (GO): catalytic activity
Source: RefSeq, a predicted model, not a curated record